AUAAACAGACACGUCACAGAGAAUUCCAUUCUCUUCUUCGUCUCAAAGUCUACAAAGCGUUGAAGACAACCAACCGAAGGAGCGGAGCGGAGCAGAGCAGAUCAGAACUCCAUUCAGCAAAGGGGAAACAUGAGUACUGAAUACGAUUAUCUGUUCAAACUGUUGCUGAUUGGAGACUCUUCCGUGGGAAAGUCUUGCCUUCUUCUCAGAUUCGCCGAUGAUUCAUAUGUUGACAGUUACAUUAGCACGAUUGGAGUUGAUUUUAAAAUUAGGACUGUGGAGCUCGAGGGCAAGACAAUCAAGCUCCAAAUUUGGGAUACUGCUGGCCAGGAGCGUUUCCGGACUAUAACAAGCAGUUACUAUCGUGGAGCACACGGGAUUAUUGUUGUCUAUGAUGUAACUGAAAAGGAGAGCUUCAACAAUGUCAAGCAAUGGCUGAAUGAAAUUGACAGAUAUGCAAAUGAGAGUGUAUGCAAACUCUUAGUCGGAAAUAAAUGUGAUUUGGUGGAGAACAAAGUUGUGGACACAGAGACAGCAAAGGCAUUUGCCGAUGAGCUUGGCAUUCCUUUCCUUGAGACCAGUGCCAAAGACUCCAUCAAUGUGGAGCAUGCUUUCUUAACCAUGGCUAGCGAGAUUAAGAAAAAAAUGGGCACCCAGCCAGCUGGAAACAAGAAAUCGGCUAACACUGUUCAAAUCAAGGGACAGCCAAUUGAGCAGAAGAGCAACUGCUGUGGCUAACAUUGCUGUGAUUUAGUUUCUGUUACUGUAAACAACAUUGAACAAAAGUAGUUAAAAUGUAUCAGUAUAUUGUGUUGUGGACACUGCACAAAUGGUCUCACAAUGUUCUCUUCAUCCCUGUAAACUGUGUGACAAUUGUUGCCAUCUGUACAUUGCUCCGAACAUGUAUUGGUGACUUUCAGCCUGCAAAAUCAGUGCAAAUGAUGUUUGUAUUACACU
Molecule: messenger RNA, 957 nt
Organism: Ipomoea nil (Japanese morning glory)
Lineage: Eukaryota; Viridiplantae; Streptophyta; Magnoliopsida; Solanales; Convolvulaceae
Product: ras-related protein RABD1-like
Exons: 8
Coding region: 130-738 (202 amino acids)
Molecular function (GO): GTPase activity; GTP binding
Source: RefSeq, a predicted model, not a curated record